Molecule: messenger RNA, 867 nt
Organism: Peronospora matthiolae
Lineage: Eukaryota; Oomycota; Peronosporomycetes; Peronosporales; Peronosporaceae
Source: the annotation of a GenBank genome assembly
AUGGAGCCCCCGAGCGCCUGCAUCGACAUGAAGAGCGCGGUCGCCUCCUCCACCUCCUCCAGCCAAAGCUCUGGUGACUCUGAUACCAAGAAGAAGCAGCAGCAGCAGCAGAAAAGGGACGUGUUCCGCUCGUGUUCCGUGGUUCCCGAAUACUUUACGCGAGUGGUGGACUGCCGCCAAAUGGACUUGGACGCAGCUUUCUACCAGCUCGUGACGCUCUGUGUGCAGCCUUCGAAGGUCUAUAAGAGCGCCUACUAUCGGAAACAGACGAAGAACCGCUGGGCACGAGACGAUCCGGCUUUUGCUGUCAUUCAAGUGGGGUUCCUGCUCGUAGCGACAGUGGCUUGGGCUAUUGCAUUUCGUGUGGACAGUGCAGCCAAGUGCGCCAUGCUGCUACUUCAUGCUGUGCUGGUUGAAUGGCUCGGCUAUGGACUCGUGAUUGCCACGUUGGGCUGGCGGCUGGCCAAUUACAAUUUACGUCAGAAGCACAACCGUGGCAUGAGCGACGCUCUGUUUGUCGAACAGCGCGUCGAGUGGCAGUUUGCCUUUGAUAUUCAUUGCAACUCGUUCUUCAUUCUGUUCCUCUUUCUCUACGUGCUGCAGUUCUUGCUCGUGCCGUUGCUCACGUCCGACUCGUUCGUGGUACUGCUGGUUGGAAACCUCCUCUAUUCACUCGCUUGGGGAUUCUACACGUAUAUCACGUUCCUGGGCUACAUGGCCUUGCCGUUCCUUCACCGGACAGAGCAACUGUUGCUGCCGCUUAUCAUAAUCACUGCACUCUUCAUAUCCACGUUGGUGCUGCACGCAGUAUUCGGUGCUCGGAUCAACUUUGUGCACAUAGCCACGCACUAUUAUUAUGCCUCGUAG